UUCUAUGAUAUUUUUUUCACUUUAAAGAAAUUUAAUCUUAAAAUGCGUUGCUCUAAUAGACAUCAGUUUUUUUUGGUGGUUUUAAUUGUUUGCCUUAUUCAUUUCAUUUAAACGUCUCAAUUCAACAGGCAGUUGGUUGUAGUUCAAGUAACCUAAUACGACAGUUUUUGAUCAUGACACUGAACAAUUCAGCUUCCAAAGUAACACUGGUUUCUUUAAAAUUUCAUAUACGCAUUCGUAAUAGGUCAUAACCUGCACAAAAUCUACUUACGAAGUUUUCUAUUGAUAACCUUUAACUAUCUAACAUUAACGACUAUAAAACAUUAUGAUAAGUCGAACCGCAAGUCUAUUUGUUAAGAUGAAGUGUCAAUUCUGAUUUUGAUUUCGUGCGAAACUAAAUACACAAAAAAAACAAAAACAAAUAAGGUCAUUCUGUAUUAAAAUGUACUAGUCCAUUUUGUUUUACGCUUUUUACUCCCUUCAAUUAUUCUGUUAAUGUUAGUUAUUUUCACCAUAAUUUAAUCCAACAAUUUUUGCUUGACAAAAAAUUACUGCAAAUGAUUACACAUUAACCGUACAAAAUAUUACUCACAGUACAAUGACUAUUAUUCUAUAAAAGAGUAAAUUUUUAUUAAGGUCAUUAAGAAAUUGAUAGAAUGUUUUCUUGUUGUUUCUAUGAAAAAAAAUUGCAGUAGGUAAUUUUGUUUUUGAUCCAUUCAUACUUACUAGUAAACAUCAUAGUAUUUCUUUACUAUUUCAAUGGACAAAUGAGCAAAAAAAAGCACACAUACACUUAGGUUACACCCAUUUCCCUUUAGGGUACCUUUAGUAUUUUUCUAGUACCCUUUCUGUCUCUCGUUCAGUAACAACAGUGUUUUUUUUUCAAAUAAUAGUUUGAUACAAACUAAUCAGCCAUUUAAUUUAUUUACGCUUGUUAAUUAUUUUUUGGCUGUGUUACAAUUAAUGCAAUUUUAUUUUAGAUUAAAAUAGGCGAGAGAAACACAGAAAGAGAGAGAGAGAAAGGAAAUAAAAUUAAAAUUUGUCCUUAUACCAUUUCAGUUGAUCUGUCGGUGUUUUCUUAUUACUAUCCUUUUGAUAUAAUAGGUCAGUUAACAAAAAAAAUAUAUAACGAGUAAAUAAACAGAACUAUCAUAUGAUGAACAAUGAAAAACCUUAUUAAUUGUGACGUAAAUUUCUAUGAAUAUACAUUAUAUAUAUCUUUUUUCUUAUCAACAUUCAGAGGAUAAAGUUACGCGAAUGUAAUUAAAAACACUAAAAAAAACUCUUAUCCGCAAUGAAUCCAGAUGAAGAAAUAAGUCUUGAUAGUUUUUUUCAAAUGGCUGGAAUGGAUUCAUCUCAAUUAGAAGCAUUAUGUUGCCCAAUAUCAUCAACACCAGCAUGUACACCAGAUGAUGUACAUAUUUCUUUGGCUGAGAAGAAUUCUCCAUUUACGCAUCAAAUUCAAUUAACUGAUACAGAAGAAACAAUUAAUCAUAUAAAAGCACGUUAUGAAGCAGAAAUAGCAAAUUAUAAAAAAAAAUUAUCCAGUUAUCAAGAUGGACAACAAAAGCAAGCUCAGCUUAUACAAAAAUUACAAGCAAAAGUAAUGCAGUAUAAAAAAAGCAGCUCAGAUUUGGAACUUGAGGUUGAACAACUAAAAGCUGAACUUGAAACAUCAAAUAAAGUGCUUCAAACCACCACAGAAACUUUAAAUUCUCGUAUUGAUGUAGCUGAGACAAGAGCAAGAGCUCUUGAACAAGAACGUUCUUAUGAUAUGGAAAAUACUGUAAAUAAAUUACAUGAAGAACAACAAAGAUCUAACGAAUUAUCUAGAGAAAAUGAAUUAUUACGUGAUCAAUUAGAACAAGCAAUACAAGCUAAUCAAGGUUUAAGUCAAGAUGUUGCACGUUUAACAUUAGCCUGGAGACAUGCAGCUCAACAAUUAGAUAAACGUGAAUCAGAAUGGCGUGAAGAAGAAAGCGCAUUUAAUGAUUAUUUUGCUGCUGAACAUAGUCGUUUAUUAUCUUUAUGGAGAGCUGUUGUUGCCCUUCGACGUCAAUUUGCUGAUUUAAGACAACAAACUGAUAAAGAUUUAACAAAUACCCGUACAGAAUUUACUCGAUACAUAGGGAACAUUCAAUCAGCAUGUAAUAAUUUGGAAGCAAAUAUACGCACAGCUGAAGCACAGAAUCAAGCUAGUCAAGUAAAAACAUCUAGCUUCAUUGAAGCAGAUAUGGCAAAUCGUAUACAAGGUUUGACUGAAUCUUUGGCACGUAGUCAAGCACGUUUGGCCGAAACAGAAACGAAGCUUACUGAUGUUAUGACUGCGAAAGAACGGCUUGCCACUCAGCUUGCUGAAAGAGAUCGAAUACUCACUACAAUGAAACAAUUACAUUCAAAUUUUGACAUAGAUUCAUCAUUAAUUAAAAAUUCCAAAUCCUAUAAACGUGGUAAACGUUUGCAUGAUGUGCUGGAUAGUACAACAGCUGAUAUUAAUAAACAUAAUGAUGAUUUAUUAGAAUUCGAAGACGAAGAUGAUCAUUUGAAAGCAACUAAACGUUUAAUUGAACAUACCCAUGUUAUGCAUCAUGCAUUAAGUCAAAUAGCCCAGUUAAUCAUUUGGGAUGCGACGAUUGCUGAUACAGAUGAAGCACAAGAACCUAUUCUCAAUCUACAAAAUCCUGACUGGUCUUCUACACGUAUCAUUCCAUAUUCAAUAGAAUCAAAACAACCAGUUUCUGAUUUGUCACCAAACAGUAAAGUACAAAAUGAAGAAAGUGAUAUAAAUCAACAAGGAAAUAAAAUUUAUUACAUUAAACCAGAAGAUAUUUCAUCAUUACGCCGGCUUGCACAUUCAAAAUAUCAAGCUGGUUCAAGUUUACAUUUAGCUGAAUCAACAGUUAAUGCUGUGCAAAGUGCCUUAAAUAGACGUGCUACUCAUGUUCAUCGUCUUAGACUUCGAAGUUCUGGACUGAAAGAGCAAUUAAAUAAUCUUACACGUCGCGGCGAAGAGUCAGAUGUGGAAAGAAAACGUCUGUCUGAACAGUUGGCACGGUUAAGAGAAGAAUUAGAAGUACAAAGUUUGGAAGUGGAUAAAUUAUCUAGGGAAAGAGAUAGAAUUAAACAAAGUUUAAGUUUAACCAAAGAGGAGCAUGAAAUGAGUGAAUCAGCAAGACAAAAUCUAAAUGAACAUGUACGGGAAAUUGAAAGUGAAUUAGAUCGCCUUAAAACAUCUUUGCAUGAUAUGCGAAAACAACGCGAUGAAGCAAUCUCAGAACGUGAUAAUUUACAAACUGAACAAGGUCGUACACUUCGUGAAUUAGAUGCUAUACAAAAAACAUUAGGUAGUACAGAACAACGUGUUGUAAACUUUCGAGAAGAAUUGGCUACAAUCCGUGAACAGUUAAGACGUGUUGAAUUAGAAAAAGAAAUAUUAGACCAGGAGAAAAAUGACGCAAUUACAGCGGCUGGUAAAAUUCAAGCUAAAAUUGACGAAUUAAAUGAAGACCUCAACCAAGCGCAUAAUAGAGAAAACCAGUAUAAAUCAAGAAUCGCUAGACUAGAAACAGUCCUUGAGUCACAAGAGCAUGAUGCUGAGCAAUUAACCCAUCAAAUCUCUUUAACACAUGCUAAAGAAUCUCGUUUAGCCGAAGAAAGAGCCAAUCUUCGGGUAGAAUUACAAGAACAAAGAGAUAAAAUAGAAAAAUUAUAUUCUGAAAAAUCCUUAACACAAUCUGAAUUAGAACAAGCACGAGAAUCUACAAUGCGCGCCGAGACAGCUAGAUCACGACUAGAAGCUGAAUUGGGUGACUUGGCUCGAGAAAGGAUGACACUUACAGAAUCAUUAUCUGAGGCUCAGAGACAAAAGGCAUCUUUAAUGGAAGACGUAUCAACAUUCCGCAGAGAUUCUGAACGUCAGGAAGCCUUAAUCAUGAGACUAACAAACGAAAAAGAAGCUAUAUCAAGACAUAAAGCAGAAUUACUUCUUCAGUUAUCAAUUAUUGAACGAGAUAAUCGACAUCUUACAGAAAUAAUUAAUACAUUGAAAUCAGAGAAAGAAAACUUAGAAUCUAGUUUAUUUGAUAUGCAACAAACAAUUGAACAAUUAUAUUAUAAACAAUCUCAAUUAGAAAGAGAUGUAUCAGAUUUAAAAAAUCGUCGAGAUGAAUUACAAGCUGAACUAUGUCGUGCUCAUAGUAAUUUUCAAAUUGAACUAGAAAAAUCUGAACGUAAUAGUAAAAAAGUAGGUGAUCAACUGACAAAUGAAUUAGAAGAUUUACGUAUAGCAUUAAUAAAUGCUGAAAAACGUGCUGAAGAAGCUGAAAAGGCAUGUUUACAAGCUGUGGAAAGAGCAGAUCAAGCUGUAAAUCUUAUUGAUAAACAACAGCAUGUGGAUGUGGAACAAUUAGUUAAUAGAGAAUAUGAAUUACGUAGUUCUGCUGAAGAAAUGAAUAGACUUACUAAAGAAUUAUUAACUGCUCAAAGGGAAAGAGAUGAAGCUCGUUUACUUGGAGAACGAGAACGCCAACGUGAACUAUCCAGAGCAACAGAAGAAAAAGUUGGCCUUCAAGAGAAAGUUAAUGCUUUACAAGAAACUAUUACUGAAUUACAGAUCACACUAGAGAGAACACAGAAGGAUGCAAGUGUUCGAGAAGAUCGCGAGACGUCGGCAUUGAGAAAAGCUACUGAAGAGGUUAAGAGCUUUAGAAACCAAUUGCAAGAAGCAUGUUCUGAACAUGAAAGAGAAAACCGGGAAUUACGAAUGCGUAUACACAGUCUUGAAAGUCAAAAAGAUCAGUGGAGAAAAGAAGUAAGUGAACUUCAAAUAAAAAUUCGUUUGGCUGAAGAGGUUCGAGAUACUAAUCAUACAGAAUUAGUAGAUAGUACAUACCGUAUUCGUGCUUUGGAAGAAAUAAAUGAUUCUUCAAGAAGAGAAUGCAGUGAACUAAGUCAAAAACUUGGUGAAUUGGAACGUGAGAAAAAUGCUAUAAAUCGUUCUAAUGAAGAAUUAAGAAAACAAUUGAAAUGUAUUGAAUUAGAACGUGUCGAUUUAGUUCGUAUGACUAAUUCACUAAAAUCUAAACUACAAGGCACUGAAAUGGAUCGAACAAGUUCAGAGAAACGUGUAGCUGACCUACAAGUUGGUUUGAAAGAAGCUACAAGUUUAGCAAAUGAAAGUAAACGUGAAAUUGUGGAAUUACGCGGUAAAUUACAAAGAGUUGAAUCCGAAAAUGUGAAAUUAACUGAAGAAAUCGAAGAGUUGAAAGCUCGAUUAAGAGAAAGCGUGAAUCAAGAAGAAAGUUUAAAACGUGAGAAAGUUUCACUAAAACAAAAAUUAAUGGAAAUUGAAUCAGCGAAAUCGACAUUGCAAUCUGAAUUAACUGAUUUAAAUCAUCAAAUGUCUGAACUAGAAGAAAUACUUCGUUCAAGAGAAAGAACAGCAAAUCAAGCUGCAGAAGAUUGGCAAAAAGAUUAUCAACGUUUAGUUGAAUCAAGGAAGAGUUUACAGUCGAAAUUGGACAAUUCAAAUAUAGUCAUCAGUGAACUUCGAACAUUAUUAGCUGAAUCACAAACUUGUAUCAAAGGAUUAGAAUCAGAAUUGAAUGAAACAUUGACUACACGUCAAGAAGCUGAGGCACGUUUAUCAGCAAUACAUAGUAUAUUAAGACGUUUAAUUGGUUUCCGUCAAUCUCAAUAUACUACUCAAUUACAAAAUGUGAAUAAGCAACAACAAAGACAACAAUUGAAUGAUAAUUUCGACUCUAGUUUAGCUGAACACAUAGAUGAACUGGACAAAUCACAUGAUGUUAAUUCACAAUGGGAUUAUGAUGGUUAUAUGAAGAAUACUUCUGGAAUAGAUUCAUUUGAACAGCAAAUCGAUGGUUUUAAUGAUUCAGAUUCUAAAAAAUUAAAAAUGAUGGCUGAAAAAGUAUUAAGUAGUCAACAAGACAUAAAACCUGAAGUAUUGUAUACAUUUAGAAGUGAACAAUUCCCAAAACCACGUGUCCGUGGUCGACGCCGAUAUGAAGCUUAUACUAAUUCCGAUCCAGAAUACACCCGACAAAGACGCGCUAAAUCGGCUUCACCAACAAGAGUAAACAGGUACGACGGAUUCGCCCUACGAUCAACAUCUACUGAAAGAGCUGAUCAACAGAGAUUAAUUGAUAGUACAUUUUAUUCAGGUGAUGAAAAUGGAUUAUUAUUCCAUCCUGAUUAUCUAACACAUUUAUCUGAUUGGUCUUACAAAUGGUUAGAUACUAUACGUUAUCAUAUGAACAGUUAUAGAACACAUGCUUUGCCAGGCUCCAAUUUAGAUCCAGGUGCUGUACGUUUAGCAUUAAGACGAUUUUUACGUCAUCUUGUAAAAAUUGAACGUGAACGAGAUGAUUUUGAUAUAAAAGCAAAAUUGAAUGAAGAAAAAGUUGUAGAAUACAGUCGACAAUUAAAUGAACGUGAAGAACAACUGAAUGAAAUGAAAACAAAUGUUAAUGAUAUGGAAAAAGGAAAAUUAGAAAUUAUGGAACAGUUGAAUAAAAUGAAAAAUACAAUUACAGAACAUGAAAAUGAAAUGUCCAAACGUGAAUAUCAAUAUACAACAUUGCAUAAUCAAAUCAAAUGUUUAGAACAACAAUUAAGUACAUGUGAAGCUGAGAAAAAUCAAUUACAGAUACGUCUAGAAAAGUCUAGAGCUGCAGAAAUUAAGUUAGAAGAAAAUAGACGAGAAUUAUUGCAUUCACUAGAGGAAGCAGAAACACGUUAUACACAAGCUGAAAUCGUUCGACGUCAACUGGAAGGUGAACUUCAACGGUGUCAAACUAUACUAAGUGAAUUAGAAAGUGAUAAAGAGAAUUUACAAUCCCGUUUAAAUGUGAGUGGACGUCAAGGUACCGAAAUGGAAAUGAAAAUAUACAAUCUUCAAAUCGAAUUAGAAAGAGCUACAAAUGCCUUAGAUCAAACAACUUUGUGUGUAGCUGAGUUACGUGAUCAGCUAACACGCGAAAAACUGGCUUAUGCAAAUUUACAACAAGAAUUAACUAGAACACAAGAACACAUGGAAGCAUCACAGAAACGCGAACUGAAUGCAGAACAAGAAAAACGCUUAUUACAGGAACGUUUAGAUAACAAUAAGAACUUGUUAAAUGAUACUAAAGUUCAAUUACAUGAAAUGAUGGAACGUGUACAAAAACUACAAAUGGAAACGACAGAUGCAGCUGCUAAACGUUCUGAAGUAGAAAUACAGCUAAAACAAUUAGAAAGAUUGUCAACAGAAUGUCAACAUACUAAUAAUGAAUUGCAAAUGAAGAUCAAUAAUAUACAGGUUGAAAAUGCUAAUCUAACUGAAAAAAAUGCCAACUUAUUAAGAAGUAUGAAUGAUGCAGGAAUACAAAAACAUGAAAUCGAUUGUGAAUUAACACGAGUAAGAAAAGAACAAAUUCAAUGGAAGAAAAUGGCAGAAAAAAUGGAAAGAGAACGUACAAAAGAACAAGAAUUAAAUAAUACAUUACGUAAUGAAAAUUCCGUAUUGAUGACAACUAUUCGUGGACUUGAAGAAGAAACAUUAAAUUUACGUCGAGAAAUACAAAAACUUCAAGUACAUAUGGCUCAACAAGACGAACAGUAUGCAGCUCAAUUAAUCGAAGUCAAUACAAAACAGCGUCAAGAAUUAGAAAAUGAGUUAGAUCGACAAAGAAACGCUCUAAAUGAUACACAAAAAACAUUACAACUCAAAGAACGUAGCUAUAAACAACGUAUACGUGGACUUGAAGACCAGAUUCAACAACUCAAAGAUCAACUAACUCAUGAAACAAGUAAACGUCAAUUACUUUACUUAAAGAAUCCAUCUUCUGUUAACCAAAGUCAGCCAAGUUUAACAAGUUAUGGAACUUCAGUAACUACAACAGGAUAUGAUUAUACUGAAAUGAAAUCUUCAAUAGAUAAUAAUCGUCAACAGGAUUCAUUCUUGGUGGGACUGUACAAGCCAACUACUGCACCAUCUAGAUAUGACCCAUACUACUACCAACUAACAGGCUCAAUACCUGCUAGACUGAACCGAUCAACGGGAUCAAAUUUAUUAAUAAAACCAAGAAGAUCAUUUAUUGAAUCAAGACCAUAUCAAUCAACGACAAAAAUAGAUAAAACAAACCCCUCGACCCAAUAUCAUAGUGAUGAAAGAAAUAGACAACGUCCUGAAGAAAACAUCACAACAAAUACAGAUAUUAGUCCGUUGGAGCAAUCUUCCCUACCUAGAACACCGAUUGCUGCUAGUCGUUCUACAUGGCAUGAGUCAAGAGAUAGUACAGCUACAAUAAACCGGAGUACAAGUGAUUCUACAAUACGUCCAAGAGAAGAUAAAUCAAAAGGUGACAACUAAGAGUAGUAGUAUCUGUAAUAUUUUGAGCCUAUAAAUUAUCAUUAUUUGAAGAAAAAAACAAAUCAAUUUCCUAUAUUAAAUUGGCCCGAAUACGAUAUGUGAAAUUAAUUGUUAAGUAUCCCUACUAUGUCUUUUAACUAAUUUAAUCAUUAUGAAACAAUCACUAUAAUGUGCACUAAAACCCUUUUUAUCCCAUCAGUACUACUACCAUUAAUUUUACUAACAUCUUUUCACCUUUUAAAGCUAAAUUGAUAUCGUUUUUGACAAAUAUAAACUCAAAGAGGAAGUAAUAGUGCAAAUAUAAUAAUUAUUACUUCUGUUAUUACUGUUAAUCUACGAAAAGUAUAUUUCACUAUUACGACACACGUUUAUGCACACAUUGCUUACAUCAGUGUGAAUAAAUUUAGUAAAUUGUAAACCAUAUUAAAUCACAUCACUUUGUAAUAUACCUUAAUCAGCUGAUCCAAUCCUGUCCUAAUAAAUUCUCUUAUAUUCAUACUUUCACUUCUAGUAAAUCAUAAAUUAUUCUAGUCUGAUUAUCAAUAUGCAAGUAAAAAAUGUUACCCCUAUACGGGAAGAAUAACUACACAAUAUCCAGUUGGCCCCCCUCCUAUGUCCUGUGUUUUCGCCCUUAAUUCUCCAAUUCCUCUUCUUCUUGUGGAACACGAACUGAGUUCAGCUCAUAUCCGCUACACGAACGUGUACAAAUGUGAAAUUACGAUUACUGAAAAAUCGUUGUACGAUACCUAUUUGUUUAGAGCUUUUUCUAAUAUUUGCCUAGUCAUUAUUUGGAAUUUGUUUUGAAAAUUCAUUAAAACACAAAAUCGUUUGAUCAAAUCUUGUUUUUUUUAAAUAUUCGAUUACCAAACAAGAGUCACUACACUUCAAGACAUUCUCAUUCACAUUUAAUUACAAACCAUCCUUGUAACGAACUAGGAUUUAAAUCUGUUGCAAAUAACUUCAUGUAAAACGUCGAGCAUCCGAAUACAUUCUGGUUAUACAAAGGUGAUGAGUUUGUUUAGAUUGCAGUAGUAUUACCAUAUCAAUGUAAAAUGUUCGCCUACUUAAAGACUAUUUAACGCUUCAUCAUUAAAAUUACUAAGUUCCUGAAAACCUCAUUUAGCCAGAUUACACACUCUUCACACAACUCGAUUGAGUUGUUUUUUUAGUGAAUUCAUUAUUAGCUAUGGAAUAGUGAUAUGGUCACUCGCCUCAACUGCCAAUACACAAGCUGAAAGGCAUCAAUUAUCAGACUCAGAACCCGGCAGUUUCAUUAUUACCCAUGAUAUCACAAAAUACACAUCGACAGGAAGAUAAAAAGUUUAUGGAAGAAAUAAUAACUUUUUUACUACAAGCCGAGUUCGUUUGUUCGUUGAUGGGCUAGUUAGAAAUAAAAUUAAAUCCCCUAAUGCUAAUUUUGAUAAAUAAAUGGGGUAAAUCUAUUAAGCGUGUGAGAAUAUAAAUUUUUAAGUCGAGCUUAGAAUUAGCAUCAGGGCAACAGAAGAUAAUAAGAUCUCAACAAAUAAGACUGAUUUUCUGGAACUGGCAAACAAGAUUUCAAAAGUCCUAGUUAUGGCCUAACUCUUUUGAGAACUAUUAAUACCGUCAACAAUUACCUUUGCAUUAAAAAACCUAGUAGCCAGUCAGUGGGAGAUGAAAUUUCGUCUCACGACUAGUAUCUUAAGGAAAAUUACCAUACUGAUUAACUUUUUUACUUUCUACAUGCAAAUCCUCCGAUUUCCCGAUCUUAUUCGUGUUGUAAGAAGCUUCGAGUUUAUUAGUUGAAAAUUAUAAGUGCGUAGUCAAACUUAACGGACAGUGGUCCAAAGCAUUUGCCAUAGGAAAUCAUAAUCACCAGUUCUGGAAAGUAAAAAAGGAUUUGAAGAAUCCAGCCCAUGUGUUAUAUUUAUUUAUUUACCACCUUAGAACUUCCAUGUGGUUUCGUUCUCACCCAAAUGGUGAAAAUGUAAUAAACAAGAAAAUUGAUGUAGAAUUUCGGCAACAAAGCACACAAAUUAAAAAAUAUACGUCCUAAUUAAUGCAAGACAAGUGAAUCCUGACAGCUACAACAUAAAUUUAAGCCACGGAUUUUAUAAAAAUGAAUAGAACCGCUUUUACGAUACUAGACUGAAGAAAAAAACAUUUAGGUGUAAACUACAAUACAGAUACUGGAAUGUCUCAACAGACAAGGUAUCUCGCGAAAAUCACUAAGACGUUCUUGUAAGCACAAUAGCAAGUUAACCAUCAUUUAUGGGAAAUACAUACCAGCUUGUUUCUUAUGAUCUGUACUCAACCCGUAAAUCUAUACUGCAUUAACUUGGUUUAUUACGUCAGUAGGCUUUACGGCAAAAAAAAAAAAAACAGGUGACAUAGUACGCUCUUUCAAGCGUGUGAUAUCAGUACAUUAAAUCUAAUUAACCACCUCACACAGGUACAGAUUAGAUUUUCUAAAAACUGACCAGUUUUACCGUCGUGGACCGAUGAACACUAAAAAAGUUUCAGGAAUAUUAGCGAUUCAAAGUAGAACAAAUAGGUUAUUUAUAUGAUAUAAACCCGAACGCAAAAACGCUUGAUAAAACUAUUUAGAGCAACUGUAAUGCUUCGUUUUUUUAAAAAAACGGUUCAAGCAAUAGCAGCUUCCAGACACAAUGCGAUGUAACUAUGAAGAUAAAACUUGGCAAAAGUAAGCUCUGGCGCUAAUGGAGAAACUAGUCAAGUUCAUGUAAAAAAAAGCAAGUCAUAAGAUGUAUAUACCAGUAAUGGAGGUAUUCCAGGACUAAAAGCCUACACUUCUAUUUACGGGUUGUGCCAAUACCAUGUGACCACAGUAAGUCUAUAGUAGGUUUUAGCCAGCUAAAAAUCCAAAUAAAACCUAACAUUAGAAACAGUC
Molecule: messenger RNA, 11261 nt
Organism: Schistosoma haematobium
Lineage: Eukaryota; Metazoa; Platyhelminthes; Trematoda; Strigeidida; Schistosomatidae
Exons: 30
Coding region: 1295-8371 (2358 amino acids)
Source: RefSeq, a predicted model, not a curated record